GUUGAACAAAACGCCGGAGAACGGAACAAAGAGAAAUUGUGAAAAUAAGAUUUGUAAAUGAACAAGAAGUUCACUAAAUUAACAUAAACACGUUUUAAGAAACUCCGCAAUAUCAAAUCUAACAAAAGUUUAUUAAUUAAAUUUAAAAGCAAAAACAAACCGAUGAAAUUUUGUUUAAGCGCAGCCGCGUGCAUCGCAACACACGCACGCUGAAAGUCUCACAGACAGCGACAGUAACAAAAGCGCGCGUGUUUGUGUGUGGGGCUGUGGAGCAGCAACAGCAUCAGCAUCUAAAGCAGCAGAAAUAAAAGCAACAUCAACAAGAGCAGCAGACACACAUUUACUGCGUCGCAGUUUUCACCGUUACAGUCCGUCGUCUGUUCUUGUGGCUGCGGGCAAUUAUUCGCCAACAAAAAGGAAACUUGUGAAGAAAGUUAAUAACACAAAUACGCAAAGAGGACAUUGAAUUAUUUGCAUUAAAAUAAAAAAGCGAACAACAAACAACUUUGCAGCUAAAAACAAAAACAAAUCAUCAGCCAACCCCUUGAGGCGACCGUUAAAGGCGUGAGAAUUGCGAUUUAAGCAAAUAAGCAAUUGUUUUGCGCAUUUUUAUUUUAUAUGCAUGCGUACAUACAUAUAUAUAUAUAUAUAUAAUGCGUAUAUAAACGAAGGAGAGAGCGGCAAGGCAAGGAAACGUCAUUGAACGGGCGACGCUGCCGACAGCAAAGCUGUCUGGCCGUCUGACCGGGUGGGUGGUGGUGGAGGAGCAGCAGCAGCAGCAACAACAACAACAAGAAUAGCAGCAAGCACAGCAACUGUUGGCGACGAUUGUCAACACCCACGCACCGAUUUACUUGUAACAACAGCAAGAGUAGCACCACGAACAAGAACAACGGCUACAGAAUGAUCUCAAACAAAAAAGCGUAUGCCAUGAAAAUGUUGCAAUUGGCACUGGCCUUGAGCCUGCUCCAUGUUGAUCCCGACUCACUCCUGCAACAGCGACUGCGUCGUUGGGAUGACCAGCUGGAGUUGACCCAAGGCGUCGGUAGCUGGGAGUUGGAAAUAUUACGCAGUGUACCCAUGGUUGAGACCCAAGAUCCAUAUGGGAAUCGUAAGGGCAUUCCCCCGGUUAUUGCGGAUCUAUUGCGCUACGAUGAUCUGUCUCCAUCCUAUAAAUUGUCCAAAAGCUUUAAUGCCAGCGCUGUGGUCAUGAAUCUGCACAAUACCACAGGCAAUAGUAGCGUCCAGACUGCUGCACUGCAGGAUAUGCAAAGCACGGCUGGUGGGGCGACGGGCAAUGCAGUUGGCGGGGGUGGAGCGACGGCAGCAGGUGGCGGAAGCAGCGCUUCCAGUGCGGGCAACGAACUUCAUAUCGAUACCUCAUCCAUAGCCACUGGCAGUAUUGCGCUUACGCCGACUCCAGAACUAGAUAUAUUUCUUUCGCCUGAUCUGUUGCAAGACGAACGUUCGAUUUGGGAGCAGAAUUUGGCCGAUUUGCAGGACUAUGGCGACUUUACUGUGAGCAGUCCAUAUGCUGGACUGCCGCUCAAGGACGGACAGCAGCAGAACAACACACACUUGGACUUGAGUCUAGCCGCCCUCCUACAAGUGGGUAUGCAGCAGCAGGAGCAAAGACGGGAGGGCGCCACAGCCUUGAACGAUAGCACGCCGCAUCCGAGCAGCUCCGCCAGCGUAACUGCGAAUCAAUUUGAUGAGGAUGCGGAUGAUUUGUUCGGCCACUCUCCUAACUUGGCCAUCUGCUCUAGUCUGGUCAAUGCCUGUGAGGCGGAGGGCGUGCAUCCGAGCGACACUGAAGGCGCCAUUGGACCAGCUGCAGGGACGGAGGAGCAGCCCGAACUAGAGGACAAUGGAUUCGCCAAUGAGGUGGAGGUCGUCUAUGAGGAGGAAAGCGAAAUCGCUGAAGUGCUUUACAAGCAGGAUGUCGAUUUGGGCUUCAGUCUCAAUCAAGAGGAUAUCAUUAAUGCAUCCUACGCAAGAAGCAAUCCAUCGGCCGAUGCGGCCAAAACGUUGACGGAUAAUGCCAAGAACUCUGAUAACAAUGAAUGCGCCUCUUCCUCCUCCUCCUCCGCCUCUACGGACGAUACUGAGAAGCUGAAAGCUUUGGAGGAGCUUCAGCAAGAUAAGCCCAAGGUUGAUGACAAGAGCACGAAUCCCCUGGAAGAUAUUACAAACGAAUGGGAUGGCAUACCCUUUACGAUUGAUAAUGAAACUGGUGAAUAUAUUCGCUUGCCUCUGGAUGAGUUGAUUGAUGACGUGCUGCGACUUUCGGAAUUGCCACUAGAAGAAGAAGAUCUAAAUAGCGAUUCUAUUGCUUCAACAUCGCAAGCGGCCGCCGCUUUAAACAACAACAAUAUUCCGUCGGUGGUACAGACGGAGAAGGAUAAUUCUGAGAACAGCGCUGUCAACUCUGAGCCAAGCAUCAACGAUUCGAAAGACGAUUCCAACUCCAUUGGAGACGAGGACAGUGACGACGAUACUUUCUCCAUUGGUUUCGGUUUAGAUGAGGAGACCAAGAAGGAACUAGACGAAAUGUUGCAGUCAACGGCGCCACCGUAUCAUCAUCAUCCCCACCAUCACCACCAGAUCGCUCAUCAUGCCGCUGCCGCAGCUGCUGCCCAUCACCAUCACCACCAGCGGGCGGUGCAGGCCGGCCCCAACUAUGCCAGCGUGGGCAGUGGCGCGAACAGCGCUUUCCAUCGUCAGACGUCGGCAAGCGGCUUCCAUCAUGGACCCCAUCAGAGCCGCAUGCCGCCGCUAAAUCGCAUGGAACGCUUGCAGGACAUUGCCACAUUCUUGGCUCCCAUUCCGAGCAUGGAAAUGCCCCCCUAUCCGCACUAUCCCAGUUAUUCGUAUCAGGGCCCGGGAGCCGCUAUGCCGCCCACUCAGCAGUAUGGACAUGGGGUGGCGCCGCCACCGCAUCAUGGCCACCAUGCAGCCAUGUUGCAUGCCACCAAUUCGGCCCUUGGAGACAUUUGCUCAGCCGCCGGUGCCCCCCAACCCCACUACGGCCAUAACUUGGGCUCUGCCGUCUCUUCCAGCAUGCAUCUGACUAACUCGAGUCACGACGCCGAUGGUGCAGCGUCCGCCGCUGCCGGCAACCCCUACAAGAUGGAGCACGACAUGAUGUAUUACUCGAACGCUUCUUCGGACAUGAAUCAUACCACAGAUGGAUUUAUUAACUCGUUUUUGAAUGAUGAAGAUUUGCAUUUGAUGGAUAUGAACGAAAGCUUCUGUCGCAUUGUGGACAACAGCACCAGCAACAAUUCUUCGGUUCUGGGAUUGCCCAGCGGUGCUACAUCAGGUCAUGGUAGCCACUCCUCUGGAGGUGCUGGUUCCCUUGUACCUGGAGCCAGUGGCAAUCACGCAGCGGUUGGCGCAAGCGCAGGACUUCCUAUGAGUGGUGCAGCCGGUGGAGCUGCAGUGGGCAUGACCGCCGAUCUUUUGCCCAGCGGUGGUGGAGGCGCGCAGGCUGGCGCCGAUCGUCUGGACGCAUCCAGUGACAGUGCCGUGAGUUCAAUGGGCUCCGAACGUGUGCCAUCCCUCUCGGAUGGGGAGUGGGGCGAGGGCAGCGAUUCGGCGCAGGAUUAUCAUCACGGCAAAUAUGGCGGGCCAUAUGACUUCAGUUACAACAACACAACACGUAUAAGUGCGGCCACACGGCAGCCCCCAGUAGCGCAAAAGAAGCAUCAGCUUUAUGGAAAGAGGGAUCCGCACAAGCAGCUGCCCAGCGCUAUGCCAACAGCUGCACCGCCGCCAGGAGCUACUGCACCACCCCUUCCGCCAACCGCCCAGGCCAGCGCCGUGCAGUGCCAGGCUCAGGCACAGGUGCAGUCCAUUAAAUACGAAUACGACGCAGGCUACGCGGGCAUGGCCAGUGGACCUGUACCGCUCCAGCUGAGCAGCAGCGAGCCAGGUGCCAUGGGACCUUCCCUCUCGAAGGACUAUCCCCAUCAUCAGGGCUAUGGCAUGGGUGGUGCUUAUUCGGUGGACUACACCGUACGUCCCCCACGCACGCCCCAGGAAAUUGUCACGCACAAUCACACGUAUUCUCUGCCCCAGGGUACGGGCUCACAGCCACGACCACAGGCGCGCGACAAGAAGACACCCCACGGGGGAGCAGCAACCAAACAUACGUCAUCGAAGGCAGGUGGAAGCAGCGCCAGCAGCCUCAGCGAGGAGGAACAUUUGACGCGCGAUGAGAAGCGUGCUCGCGCCCUCAACAUACCCAUACCAGUGAGCGACAUCAUCAACUUGCCGAUGGACGAGUUCAACGAGCGUUUGUCCAAGUACGAUCUCAGCGAGAAUCAACUGUCGCUGAUACGCGAUAUUCGGCGACGUGGCAAGAACAAGGUGGCAGCCCAAAAUUGUCGUAAACGCAAACUGGAUCAGAUACUCACGCUCGAGGAUGAGGUAAACAGGGUGGUGAAGCGCAAGGCACAUCUGACUCAGGAGCAUGACUCCCUGGACGCUGAACGCAAACGCAUCUCCAACAAGUUCGCCUGUCUGCAUCGUCACGUGUUCCAGUAUCUCCGCGAUCCGGAGGGUAAUCCCUGCUCUCCCACUGAUUACAGCUUACAACAGGCUGCCGAUGGAUCAGUUUAUUUGUUGCCGCGCGACAAAUCUGAUAGCAACAGCACAGGCACAACCGCGUCCAGUGCCGUGGCAUCAUCUGGCAGUAGCAACCUGAAUGGACAUGCCCACAAUGGCAUUGCGCGCACACAGGCAUCGUUGCAUAAUCAUUUGGCGCCGGCGCCGCAGCUUCAUCAGGCAUCUCCGCAUGUGGCGGCCAUGUCGCAGCAGCAACAGUUACAAUUGCAACAGCAACAACAGUUGCAUCAGCAACAACAACAGCAAUUGCAGCAGCAGCAACAAGCCCAGAAUCAGCAACAGCCGCAACAUCCGCACCAUACGACGCAGCACAAGGAAUGAAAGUACCUGUUAGAGCGAAUUGCCGCAACAACAAGUUGGUUGACAAACUUUCAACAGCAGCAACUGCAGCGCCAACAACAGCACCAGCAGCAGCAACAGGGGCGACAACAGCGCCAGGAACAGCAAUACGAGUACCGUUACGAUUUCUACAACAACAGCUAUUUGUAUUACUAAAGACAGCUCUUGCCAACAUUUGCUUUCUAGCUCUCUCCUCUCUCUGUUCAUACAGUUUGGCUUUGGCGUGUGUCUGCUUGAGAGCGGCAACAUGUUGCGGGCAACACAUGUUGCGGAAACAGUGCUGCUGCCACAAAUCGAGCAAGCAACAAACUGAUUUUCUUUACUCUGCACUACUUCCCGUAUGGUUUUUAGUCAACGUAUUUGUUAUUUAUUUUAUAAUUUUUAGCGUUUCCAUAAACAUUUUAAAUUUUUUAUUAGAUAACUUCAAUUUGCAUAUCAUGUGUUACAUAACAAGCUUCCCUGCUCUCGUUAAACAUUAGGAUAUGGUUUUUACUUAAUCCUCAGAUCAUGAUAGGAAAACUUUAAAACUAAAAUAUUACUUGUGAUAAAUAAUUUUUUAACUCUAUAUUUCUCUUAAUUCUUGAAAUAAAAAAUUAAAAAACAGUCAACAUGCCGGAAGAAAAAAAAAACAAAAGAAAAUGAAAAAACAAGAAGAAAGAAAAUCAUAAAAGAAAGAAACAAAAAAAAAAAUACAGUAAAGACCGACCACACACACACUCACUCUCAAUCACACUUUCGUUUUACAACGCGUCGUCCAAUACAAAAUGAUGCUACACACUACAUUUACAUAAUAAUGCUAAUAAUAAUAGUUGUAUAAAAGCAUGUAAAAUAUAUUUCAUAAGGCACACGAUUUGUAAAGGUUGAGAAAGAUCGAUGGCUGGAUACUCGACAAUGUUGUAUCUAACGCGUGUAGUUUAUAGCUUAUACACACAUAUAUACGUAGUUAACGCGAUAACGAAGCAGUGUGAAGCGUUUUAAAGUCUAGGGCAUUUAUAUACAUACAUACAAACAAACAAACACACACACACACGCAUACAUAAGGAACCCAAAUAGAAAUAAUGAUACCAGCUAGUGGAUAAUUCGUCUAAGUUAUAGUUGUAAGUCUAGCUACUAAGAUUUGUAAAUAGCUAUAUAUAAUUAAAUUAGCGCUAAACUGCAGCUGAAUGUAAAUGCUUCUUAGCUCGAAGGGUAGAAAAAAAAAACAAAAAAAAAAAAAGUUAAACUGUACUACAACAACAGCAACAUGAGAAACAACUAUAUUGUACACAAAACUGUCACAAAGGCCACGACCUCGGCACCUUUGCAGUUCGAAAGUUGCAAAAACAAACAGAGUAAUAUUAAUAUUUAAUAUUCUUACACAUGUCCUAUUGCAUAAAGAGUUUAACUAUAUAGUACAUACGAUUAGCGAUAAAGAUAAUUGUUACAUACACACACACUUACACAUGCAUACAUACACAUACGUAUUCAAAUUGUUGUAAUUGAUUUCGUAUAUGCAUAUGUUUGUCGCAUAUGAUUUGCAAUCUGGUGGCCAAUAAUGUGUGACUCCAGACGCAAGAUGCGAUAUUAUUUGUUGUAAAUGGUACUAAAAUUAAACAAAAAACUACUAUGCGCGCGCCUGUAAACAUAAGCAAACGUAACAAGGCAAACUUCGUACUAAAAUUGACAUAAAUAAUAAAACCUAAGUAAUGCCCAUGGGACACUAGACUAAGCGCUCGUCGUUAGCUUUUGAAGUUACGAACAAUCGGGUUUCCCAGUUUCUUUGGAUUGCUAACAUAGCACAGCUCUGAUUCCAGUUGGACAUACAAGUAAAAAGACAUCGCCGCUGGACUAUUUGGCAAUUCGGAGUGACUAUUCAAGUGUCUAAUUCAGUCUAGUGGCGCAUGGGCACAGUUUGUUCUAUUUGUCUAUGUUUAUUUCAAAUAAAUUGCUUUAACAAAACAAAAAACUUCUCAGCAACAAAAACAAAAAAAAAAAACGAAAUAAAAAACGAAACUUAAAAAUA
Molecule: messenger RNA, 6970 nt
Organism: Scaptodrosophila lebanonensis
Lineage: Eukaryota; Metazoa; Arthropoda; Insecta; Diptera; Drosophilidae
Gene: cnc
Product: segmentation protein cap'n'collar
Exons: 11
Coding region: 904-4950 (1348 amino acids)
Biological process (GO): regulation of transcription by RNA polymerase II
Cellular component (GO): nucleus
Molecular function (GO): RNA polymerase II cis-regulatory region sequence-specific DNA binding; DNA-binding transcription factor activity, RNA polymerase II-specific
Source: RefSeq, a predicted model, not a curated record